UUGAGGCUACUUCAGGUUGAGCAAUAGGCAUUUAUGAUUAGUGAGCUUUUCCAAAGAUUCGAGUUGCUUUCAAGUUUUUAAAUAUGUUAUUGAUUUAUCGGAGUGUUCUAAGUUAAAAUGUUUAAAAAACUAUCAUAAUCAUGGAUUUGUAACCGUCUUCAACAUAAAUGCCUAAAACUUCAUGUCAACUUCAAAAUGUCGUGUAAUUAUGCUGAUGGUCUCUCGCCAUAUGAACACAAAGGUGUUUUAGGUGUUCCAGAAAAAUUCGAUUCCAUAGAAAAAUUUGAGGAAAAGUGUAAACUAUUGGCCAAUUUAUUAAAAGAAAGCAAGCAUGUGGUAGUUCAUACUGGUGCAGGCAUAAGUACUUCAGCUGGUAUUCCAGAUUUUAGAGGACCCAAUGGUGUUUGGACACUGGAGAAGAAAGGAAAAAAACCUUCAAUAAAUAUAUCGUUUGCCGAUGCAAUACCCACAAAGACACACAUGAUAUUAAAAAAAUUGGUAGAAUGUAAUAAAGUACAGUAUAUUGUUAGUCAAAAUAUAGAUGGCUUGCAUUUAAAGUCAGGAUUGUCAAGGAAGUACUUGGCAGAACUACAUGGAAAUAUGUUUGUUGAAGAAUGUAAUCUUUGCAAGAGGCAGUUUGUACGGAGUUCUCCAGUAGAAACAGUUGGUAAAAAAUGCAGUGGAGUGCCUUGUGCCAGUGGGUUAACAGGAAGACGCCCUUGUCGAGGUCGACUAUAUGAUGGAGUGCUGGAUUGGGAGCACAGUCUACCUGAAAAUGAUCUGCUAAUGGCCGAGUGGCACUCGAGCAUUGCAGACCUAAGUAUUUGCCUAGGCACAACAUUACAAAUAGUUCCUAGUGGUAACUUGCCGUUGGAAACUGUAAAAUAUGGAGGAAAGUUAGUAAUAUGUAAUUUGCAACCAACUAAACAUGACAACAAGGCAGAUCUAGUCAUAAAUUAUUAUGUUGAUGAAGUUCUUGAGAAAGUGAUGAAUAUUUUAGAACUAGACAUCCCAGGAUACAGUGAAGCUGACAAUUAUAUUAAACAAGCUGAAAACAAAUUAAUAGACUGGACAAUCAGUAAAAAAGAUGUCUUGUCUAUGGAAAAAGUUUACAAAGCUAAGUGUAAAGGUGUCAAGAAACUGCGGGUUUUAUUGAAAAGCAAAAGGGAAGAUGUUACCAGUAACGAAAAUGAUAUUGUCAAAGAUAAAAUAAUUAAAUUAGAAAUAAAAAAUGAAAUCAAGACUGAAGUAUAGCUUUAAGGAUUUUAAGUGAAUAAAACAUUUUUUUAUAAAAA
Molecule: messenger RNA, 1295 nt
Organism: Leptidea sinapis
Lineage: Eukaryota; Metazoa; Arthropoda; Insecta; Lepidoptera; Pieridae
Gene: Sirt6
Product: NAD-dependent protein deacetylase Sirt6
Exons: 6
Coding region: 196-1254 (352 amino acids)
Molecular function (GO): NAD+ binding
Source: RefSeq, a predicted model, not a curated record